Mycetomoellerius zeteki is the source of this 1879-nucleotide messenger RNA. RefSeq names its product protein RCC2 homolog. The record is from RefSeq and is a predicted model, not a curated record. Gene Ontology annotation, molecular function: small GTPase binding. Bases 256 to 1722 code for a protein of 488 amino acids. Gene Ontology annotation, cellular component: membrane. The transcript has 4 exons. Lineage: Eukaryota; Metazoa; Arthropoda; Insecta; Hymenoptera; Formicidae. Gene Ontology annotation, biological process: negative regulation of GTPase activity.
UUUGUUGUCGAUUUACUGUCGACGGCGCGGGGCGGCGCGGCUCCCUCAGCGCCAUUACAUCGAUAAAUGUCAUCGCAACGGCCAACAACGUAAAGUGCCGCCGAGAAUUGCUGAGAAUUAUCCACCUGGUCCUUGCACCGCUUACCACCCGCGUAAGAAGAAGAGCAGGUGGAGAGUGGAGGAAGGAUCGCGUGGGAUCGCGCGACGCCUAUUCCAGACACGGACACGACGCGUCCCGGUCGCACGACUGCGACGAUGUCGACCAAGCGAAAAACCGCGAGCGGCAAGGCGAAGAAUCGUCCCAAGUCGCGCAAAGUAGAAUACGACGAGGAAGAUAUUUCCAGCGAGCACGACUCGGAAGUCGACGAUGCUGAAGCCGGCUCUAACGCCGAUGGCGAGGACGCCGCAGCCGAGGAUGCGCUCGCGGACGUUUCGAACAUGCCUGAAUUACCGGCCCCAGAGGGUGGAUGGGGCAAGCCUGGAACAUUGCUCAUGUGUGGCCUUACUAAUUGGGAAAUGGCUGGUCGCAAGGCACCGCCUAAAGGAGUAAAAGCAAAUGUAGGACGUAGCCUGUGGACACCGCAUACUUUUAAGAAUUUGAAUGACGCAAAAGUACGACUAAUCGCGUCCGGUCCUGCUGCAUCCCACAGCAUUAUCGUCACUGAGGAUAAUAGAUGUUUGGCUUUUGGUAGAAACGAUAAAGGUCAAUUGGGUGUCGGAGACACAAAGCGUCGCGAUGAGCCCACCGAGGUCGAAGCUUUAAAAGGACACACGGUUAUAGGAGCAUCAUGCGGUCGUAACCAUACCUUAUUUUUAACCAGCCGUGGGAUGGUUUUUGCCGCUGGCGACAAUAAACUGGGCCAAUGUGGGAUCGGGAAGAACGAUCCCUGUAUCGUAACUGCCACCAAAGUAAAGUAUUCCGGACCGCCGAUAGUGAAAGUAGGAUGCGGCGCAGAGUUCUCGAUGAUUCUGGAUAUCAAGGGCGGUCUGCACUCGUUCGGAUGUCCAGAGUAUGGCGCCCUGGGUCACAACACUGACGGCAAAUAUUUCGUCACGAAUACAAAAAUGGCAUUUCAUUAUGAGAAAGCACCUAAGCGAAUCGUUUUAUACGUCGAAAGGGGUAAGGAUGGCCACGCGGUACCGUUGGAUCGCGUUGAGAUUACCGAUUUCAGCUGCGGUCACUAUCACACGGUCGCAAUUGACAGCAAGAACCGUGCGUUUUCCUGGGGAUUCGGUGGGAUUGGCCGUCUGGGUCACAACGAGCAACGCGACGAGUUGGUACCGCGUCUAAUCAAAUUUCUGGAGCCACCCAGUCGCGGUGUCCGUGCGGUGUACUGCGGCAGCACGUAUAGCAUCGCGAUCAACGUACAUGGCUCCGCCCUGAUGUUUGGCCAGACUAAGCGUACCGGCGAGGCCAACAUGUAUCCCAAGCCUAUCCAAGAUCUAUCCGGUUGGGAGAUUCGAUGCGUUGGUUGUUCACAGACGAGUGUAGUAGUUGCGGCCGACGACUCCGUUAUUGCCUGGGGCGCCAGUCCUACGUUUGGAGAAUUGGGUUUUGGUGAAAUGCGAAAGUCGUCGACGACUCCGAUGGAGGUAAAAGCCUUGGAAGGUUUAUACAUUACUGCUGUUACAUGUGGUCUAUCUCACACGCUUAUGAUCUGCCGAGAUGAUACUGAAGAGGAAAGGGCCAAGAUUAAUAAGCUCCAAGUUUAUUCUGUUUAAAGUAUUUUCGAGUGCGUAAACGAGUCUCUAUUGAGUCACUCUACAGAUGAUCGAAUCGGAAGGAAAAUUCUCGUUCCUUCAACGAGUCACAGCUACGUUUUGAUGAAUUUUAUAACAAGAUAUCCGAGACCGAUGACAGUAGAUCGCCAUGAAACGU